AUGGAAACGAGUGAACAGACUCAUCACCACAUCCAGAUUAAAGACUCGUUCCUUGUGGGACGAGCUCUUCUCAACUUCACCUCCAUCUUUGUGUCCUUGGGGGUAUUUUUAUUUGGAUUCGAACAAGGACUCAUGUCUUCGCUUUUGACCAAUAAGUAUUUCCAAGACUAUUUCCACCAUCCCAAGCCCGCCGAGAUUGGAACCAUGAUCGCCAUCCUCGAGAUUGGGGCUUUGAUCUCGUCGUUUGUGGCCGGGAAGGUGGGCGACAAGAUUGGCCGUAGAAAGACCAUUCGGUAUGGGGCCCUCAUCUUUGUCAUUGGAGGAACCAUACAAGCUGGAUCAGUAUCGAUCUGGAACCUAUCGCUAGGACGGUUGAUUGGUGGUAUUGCCAUUGGGUUUUUGACCACCAUCAUUCCUUGUUACCAGCUGGAAAUUUCACCUCCUGACGAUAGAGGAUUCUAUGCGUGCUUAGAAUUCACCGGGAAUAUUAUUGGGUAUGCUACAAGUAUCUGGGUGGAUUAUGGUUUCAGUUACUUGGAUAAUGAUUGGUCCUGGAGAUCUCCUUUAGUGGUGCAGUGUGUGGUGGGACUUUUGUUAUUUUUGGGGACGUUUGUGAUUGUGGAAACUCCAAGAUGGUUGCUCGACAAAAACCAUGAUUUGGAAGGGUUGAUUGUGAUUGCAGACUUAUACGCCGAUGGAGAUGUGGAGGAUAUAAGAGCCAAAGACGAGUACAGAAACAUCAAGGAAAAUAUAUUAAUUGCCCGAGUUGAAGGUGGUGAACGGUCUUAUCGGUAUAUGUUGAACCGAUAUGCCAAACGAUUGUCAGUAGCCUGUUUUUCCCAGAUGUUUGCCCAGAUGAACGGUAUCAACAUCGUCAGUUACUAUGCUCCUAUGAUCUUUGAGUCUGCCGGUUGGGUGGGCCGUCUGGCAAUAUUGAUGACGGGUGUAAAUGCCGUUAUCUAUGUGCUUUCUACAAUUCCUCCUUGGUGGUUAGUAGAUGGUUGGGGUAGAAAACCGUUGCUCAUGACGGGUUCGGUAGUGAUGUUUGUUCCGUUAUUGGUCAUCUCUCUCUCAUUGUUGGUGGAUAAUGAGUAUACUCCCACGACUGUGGUGGUGUGUGUUUUCACCUACAACGCUGCAUUUGGUGCAAGUUGGGGACCAAUUCCUUGGAUGAUGAAUGAAGUGUUACCUAAUUCAGUUAGAUCCAAGGGAGCAGCCCUUCUGACUGCUACAAACUGGUUCUUCAAUUUUGUUGUUGGAGAAAUGACCCCUAUAUUAUUGGACUUGAUAACUUGGAAAACUUAUUUGAUUCCUGCUGGCUCAUGUGUUUUAUCGUUCUUCUGUGUAUUCUUUCUUUUCCCAGAAACAAAGGGCUUGACCCUAGAGGAUAUGGGAUCAGUGUUUGAUGAUUCUUCGUCAAUUUUCUCCUUCCACUCAUCUGGAAAUGCUGGUGGAUAUGGGGCUGUUGAUGAAUCUCGGAGAGCUAGUGUUUCAGUAGAUAACCAGAUGUCUGAAUCUUUCCGCCACAACGCUGCUGCCAUUGCUAGAAACCCUGCUUUAAUGAAACCUGAUUUCGAUGGUAUCAUCACUGGCACCCCUCCCCCACCUCAAAUUCCUUAUCAAAAUGCCUCCACCGCCAGUUUGAAGCCAGUGAAGUCUGAUAUGUCUUCUGCCACCUCUUUGGACGGUAUUGCUCCUUUAGACUCAAACUUUUCUCCUCAGGAAAUUGAACCUCCAACUUUUUACGAGGUUUAUCAAUAUAAGGUGAACGAAUUGAGGAAACCGGGCGUGAUCUCACAAUUGUUGAGCUUUGUAUUUAGUGAAAAGAACUCAUCUGAUGACGAGAGUCGCCUUUUGAGCCGAUAA
This is a messenger RNA of Yamadazyma tenuis ATCC 10573, 1866 nucleotides long. It is a transcript of the gene HGT3, whose product is annotated as Hgt3p. NCBI's taxonomy places the organism in Eukaryota, Fungi, Ascomycota, Pichiomycetes, Serinales, Debaryomycetaceae. Gene Ontology annotation, biological process: carbohydrate transport; transmembrane transport. The record is from RefSeq and is a predicted model, not a curated record. Gene Ontology annotation, cellular component: membrane. Gene Ontology annotation, molecular function: carbohydrate:proton symporter activity.